UGAUAGACUUCACCAUGGGCAUCCAAAUGAACUUGAGGUGCAUUUUGCAAAAGAAUGUGAAGAUGAAAACCUUGAUGAUAAAAUAAGAAGCAAAUAUCUUGAAAUUGUGGUUCAGAGACAACUAUCAAAAGAAAAAACUAGUUUAAAAAAUCAAUCAAAAAAACAAAAAAUAAGUAUUAAUGAUUAUUGGGAAAAUGAAAAUCAAUUUUUGGCAAGUUCUAAAAAGGAAGCAAUUGAUCAUACAAUUAUUAAAGCCUUUGCUAUGUGUGGACUUCCAUUUUUCAUAAUUAAGAAUCCAUGGUUUAUCGAUAUACUUAAAUCUUUACAAUCUUCAUAUGUAUCAUCUACUCAUAAAUAUCUUUCUAAUACAUUAUUAAAUGAAGAAGGUGCUUCAAUUUAUAAUUUUUUAAUAAUAACCCCUGAUCAUAAGGAAUUUUUAUAUGCCCUUCGUGAUUUGUCUCAUGUUAGUCAUACAAUGGAUUUACUCUUUAAUGAGAUUGAAAAAAUUUUAAUUAAGAUUGGGCCCGAAAAAUUUAUUGGAGUAAUUUCUGAUAAUGCCUCAGCUAUUGCUGCUGCACAUAGGCAGAUUAAUCAAAAAUAUCCUUCUAUUAUCAAUCUUCAUUGUAUUGUUUAUUUUGUUAAUCUUAUUAGUCAUGAUAUUUUAAAAUGUAAAUUAUCAGCAUAUGAAUUGAAUAUUAGCAGAGGUGGAUUGAAGUUUUUUAUAGAAAUUAGAUGGACAUCUGCGUAUAAACCUGUUAAUUCUGUGUUUAGACUUAAACUUGUAUUAGAAAUGGUGAUUUUUAAUUUAUUAAUUAGCAUAAUUGAUUUUAUGAAUGUUGCAAAGUGUUUUAAACGAUCAUUCGAUGCUAUUACCAACCAAGAUGUACGAAUAAUUUUAAAGUCUCGAGGAUUCUCUCAUGACGUGGAACAAAUAUCCAAAAUUUUUGCUCCAAUUAGAGCUACAAUUUUGUAA
Cetraspora pellucida is the source of this 973-nucleotide messenger RNA. Lineage: Eukaryota; Fungi; Glomeromycota; Glomeromycetes; Diversisporales; Gigasporaceae. The record is from the annotation of a GenBank genome assembly.